AUGUAUUUUCCAAUCGGUUCGUUUCGAAGUUUUUCAUUACCCAUAGAAGAACCAUAUGAGAUUAUAUUUAUACGAACUACUCGUGAUCGUCUUAAACUUGUACUACUAACACCGACUAUUAUAAGUGUAUGGCUAACAAAGCCAACAACAUUAGUUGGUCUUGUUCGCCGUUCAGAAAACUCCAUAUCAGUACAUGGUCAAAAUGUUUUUGCUGAAUGGCGAAAUGAUACUCAAAAACUUGCUGUUACUACAACUAAAGGUUAUAUAAUAUAUUAUAAAGUUGUAAUUGAUAAACCAAAAUCAUCAUUUUUUGGCUCAACUAAUGAUGAAGAUCCCUGUGAAUAUCUUAUUCGAAUUAAUACCGACGCACAAUUUACAUUUCCUAUGGUACGAAUUAAACUCGUUCAAGACAGUGCUUUACAUGUUGGUUCAGACAUUCAAGGAAUAACAAAUCUCGGUCCGGAUUUAUUAGUAGCUGAUAAUACAGGAUAUUUAUAUCGUAUAUCAUGGGAUGGAUCAAUGCAUCAACAUUUAACAUUAUCUUUGAGUACAAUGUCAUAUACAAUUUCUUUAAAUUCUGAUCGAGUUUUUAAAAUUCAUAAACCAGAUCGUUAUGCAAAAUAUAUUGAAUUUUCACCGUUAUUAAAUGGUAUUGGAAUUGUAUUUAGUGAUGGUACAUCAGGCUUAAUUAUAUGUGAAACAUCGAAAUUUGAACCACAGCAAUGUCAAUGUAUUGUUAUUCAACCAACCAAUGAUGAAAAAAUUUGGAAAACUCAUUGUUGUGUUGCAUUGAAUGCGAUAUAUCAGUUAUUAGCAUUUGGUUCAUUAAAUGGACAAGGUGUAGUUUAUUAUAUUGAUGAAUUAACAGCAUCGUUACAAUUAGCUUUUAAAAUACAAUUAUCAGUAGAGAAUUUUCCAGAUUUAGUGGAAAAUUUGGGUGCAUUAUGUUCGAUGAAAUGGAGUCCUGAUUAUCGUGUCCUUUGUACUCUUUGGCAAAAUGGUGCAUUUGCUGUUUGGACAGUAUUUGGUAUACUUCUUCAUUGUUCUUAUUCAUCGGAUCAAUCAUUAAAUCCUAUGCAUUCAUAUGGUCUUUCACGUGUUAUUGAAUGGGGUCCUGAUGGAUAUACUCUCUGGAUUGCAUCCGAAAAAUUAACUACAACUGCUGUUUCAACACCUACUGAUGAUGAUACCGAAGUAGCAAAAGAAAAUAGUAGUCAAUUAAUAUUAUUGAACUUUUUAAAAUCAUCUGUGAUCAACAAUCCUCAUUCGGGUAGCAUUGAACAUUUGUUAUUACAAUCUGAAGAUAAAGUAUAUUUAUAUCUGAGUGGUAAUCAACAAUCAACAAAUGGGAAUAUUAAUGGUUUAUCAAUAUCUGUUGGUUGUGAUGUUGGCUGGCAAGUUAUUCAAUUACCUCAAUUAUAUAUUCAUAAUAAUUGGCCAAUAAAAUUUGCUUGUAUUGAUAAUACGGGUCAAUAUUUAGCUGUUGCUGGUCAACAUGGAUUUGUACAUUUUUCAUUAUUUACACGUAAAUGGAAAUUAUUUGGCAAUGCUGGCCAAGAACGUGAUAUACGAGUUGUGGGUGGUUUAUUAUGGUGGCAAGAAUUUAUUGUAUGCGGUUGCACAUCGACAAGUGAAAAUCGAGAUGAAAUACGUCUUUAUUCACGAUUAACUAAUUUGGAUAAUCAAUUUUCAUAUGUUACUCGUCUACAAUCACCGAUUAUUUGUUUAAAUAUUUAUGAAGAUACAUUAAUAGUAUUUUCAUAUGAUUUACACAUUAUGUUAUAUGCAUUAGAAAGAAAAGAAGGAAAACCAGUUCCGACGGCAUCUAUGGUAAAAUUACAUGAAAUAUCUGUUGAAUCUUAUGUUCCACAUGCUGUCUUUGUACCAUUUAUUGGUUUAACUUCCCUGCGAACGGAUUCCGGUUUACCGCAAGCAAAUAUUUCUUCAUCAAAUGAUCAUACUCCUCAAAGUAUUCUUCUUAAUGUAUGUGGACGUCUUCUUCUUUUACAACAAGAACGAGGUGGUUCAUCAUUAAUUUUACAAAAAGCAUCUAAAAGAAAUACGUCACAAUCAGUUACAUUUUUACCACCAGUUAUGAUUGCUGCAUGGGUUGAAAGUAUAUGGACAAUAUCUCAUCAGAAUUCAACAAAUCCAUAUUUAUCAAAUGCAUUAUGGUUAUGUUGUGGUUUACAUGGAAUGAAAGUAUGGCUACCAUUAUAUCGUAAAGUAGAUGAACCCAUAUUUCAAUCUCAUCGUAUUAUGCUUACAUUUGGUUUAACUAUUUAUCCAUUAGCUGUUGUUGUUGAAGAAGCAGUUAUACUUGGUGCUAUGUCAGAAUUUGAAAAUUUUAAUUCAAAAUCAUUUUGCUCAAUUACAAAAACCACUCAAGUCUUUCUUAAUCAUGUCUUUCAAGAAUUGAUUCGUAAAAAUCUGGAUUUUGAUGCAUUACAAAUUGCUCAGACAUGCAAGAGCAUUCCACAUUUUUCACAUGUUCUAGAAUUACUUUUACAUAAAGUACUUGAAGAAGAAGCAACUAGUACACAACCAAUUCCAGGUAAAUAA
This is a messenger RNA of Adineta steineri, 2562 nucleotides long. Lineage: Eukaryota; Metazoa; Rotifera; Eurotatoria; Adinetida; Adinetidae. The record is from the annotation of a GenBank genome assembly.